This is a messenger RNA of Paramuricea clavata, 327 nucleotides long. The record is from the annotation of a GenBank genome assembly. NCBI's taxonomy places the organism in Eukaryota, Metazoa, Cnidaria, Anthozoa, Malacalcyonacea, Plexauridae.
AUGACCCCACCCACACUUUCGACAGCCGCACCAACGGCAGUAAUGGGAUCCACAACAAAGUACAUGUUGCCGUACCUGCACAACAGGAGACUUGACGAUCCUCUCCCAAAGUGCUGGAAGACAAACGAGCCUGGGCCACCAGCUGGACGAAUGGUGAAAGUGGACAAGAAUUGCAUUCACUUUAACGACAGAGACUCCUGUGACAUUUUCAUGGGCAAUAAAAGUCACCAACGUUUGCUUACCCUCGUGGAGCCAAAACGCAAGAUGUCGGUACACACCUUAGGCAACGAUGCCCCAGAAAUGGCGUUUGCAGUUCGUAGCAAAUAG